CACCUGGAAAGCACUCGAGUCUGCUCGAUACAUCUUGAAGCUUACCAUCAUGUCGACCGCCAGAGCGUCGACUGACGAGGAGACGGCGCCUCUCCUCGACCCCACUACUGAUGCACAACCCGCAGACGAAACCACUUAUGCCGGAAGAGCAAGGACUCUGACCACCAUAGAGAAGAUCCUCGCGGUUGCUGCUCUUCUUUUCCUCCUGCUCGCCGCUACAUUCAUUGGACUGUUCGCGGGCACCGCUAAUCAGCUGAAGAAAGCUCGUCAUCAGCCGGCGGCGACCCAUACCCACACCGUUCCCGGAUCUCAUGCCACUACUACUGUAACUGCUACCAAAACUAUCGGAGGGCCGACUCCUACCGGAAAGCCGGGACAUCAAAAUGAGACUUGCCUGAGCCGAGAGUGCAUCUUGCUCGCGAGCGAAAUCCUGCAGAACAUCGACGAUACGGUUGAUCCGUGCGAAGACUUCUAUUCGUUCGCCAACGGAGGAUGGUUGAAGAGCCACUCCAUCCCCUCUGACCGAGGCAGCUAUGGAUCGUUCAACGUCUUGCAGGACGAGAACAGAAAGGUCAUUCUCGAAGUUCUCGAGGGACAGGACGAGAAGCCCAGCAAAGAUGACACUCCCGCUGAAGCUGCUGAGAAGGCAAACUUGCUCAAGCUGAGGACUGGUUACCGGACUUGUAUGGACGAGCGUGCCAUAAACAAGAAGGGUAUCGAGCCAAUCAUGCCUCUUAUCAACGACAUCACCGAUAUCCUGGGACCUUUCUUGGUUUCCGACCUCGCUGCCGACGAAACUUCCGAGGAUUGGGAAGGAACCUAUACCGAGUCGUACCAAGUUCCUGAACACCUGAAAGUGGAAGCAUCUGGCGGCUUGCUCGGGAAGACCAUUUCCAAGACUGUCGCUUCGGCCAAAACUCUGGAGCAGAGGAGCUUGCAAAACGUACUCGGACAGGAGGUCGCAUCUACGUCUACCAAGAGGAAAGACGCUCUGACCCAGGCCUUGGCUUACAGCCACUCUCGAGGCGUGGGGGCGUUGAUCAACUUCAACAUCGAAGGUGAUGCGGGCGGCGAGGACCCUCAGAUCCAGGAGCUCUCUGUCUACCAGGCCGGAGGAGGUCUCCCUUCCAAGGCAUAUUACGAAGAAAAACCCAUCGUCGAUCUCUACACUUCGGUCGUCACGGACGUUCUCCUCGCUUUGGCUCAUCCCAAAGCAGGUAAAAAGGCCGAGUCCGACUUGUGGGGAUUCCCUUGGCCCAGACCCGCUCCGAAGGAACCCGAGCACGACGUCAAGAGCCAAAAGAAACUGGUGAAAGCUUUGGCUAAGCGUGUGGUCAAGUUUGAGCGGUCAUUGAUCCGAGCGGGAGCCGAUCCCGAGGACUUGUUCAAUCCUCAGGUUGCCUAUAACCCUUACGAUUUCCGCAACCUUUCCCAGCAAUUGGAUUUCAUGUCACUCUCUACCUACGUGUCGACCUUUGCCCCUAGGAACUUCCCGACCAAGAUCAUCGUCACAUCCCCGCCUUACAUCAAGUCGGUCCAUAAGAUCUUGGCCGACACUCCCGAUCACGUGCUUUCCGCCUACUUCGUCACCCGAAUGGGAUUGAGCUAUUCGAAAUUCCUCGGACCUGCUACACCCAUCCGAAAGGCUACCAGAAGGCUCCAGGUCGCGCUCCAAGGGCUAAAGAAGGGAGUCCCAGAGGACAGGCAGCAGUUCUGUCAAGCCUAUGCCGACGAACUUGACGGUCUGGGUCUACUCGGAGGCAAGGAAUUCGUCGACCGCACUUUUGCUGGGGACAGUAAAGCCAAAGCGGAAUCUGUCAUCUACAACAUCAUUGAUGCUUUCAAGGCUCGUUUGCCUCAUGUGCCUUGGAUGGAUGCGGAGAGCGCCAAGGCUGCUGCCAAGAAGGCCGACUCGCUUUACGUCAAGAUCGGAUACCCUACCACACCCAAUACGACUGAUGCGCAAGCGCUCCAUUUGUACUACUCCAGGCUACAGAUCGACGACGACUUUUUCGCCAACGGUUUGAGGCAGAGAUUGUUAUCCGAGACUCGGGACUGGAUGAAGUUGGGACGGGCCCGGGACAGAGGAGAAUGGGAGAUGCAACCUCAGCUCGUCAAUGCCUAUUACAGUCCUCCUGAUGGAGAGAUCGUCUUCCCAGCUGGCAUCUUGAGAAGCCCUUUCUUCUCAUCCACUUGGCCUUUGCACUUGCAAUACGGUGCAUUUGGCUCUGUCGCAGCUCACGAGCUCUCACACGCGUUCGACAACACUGGAGCGCAAUACGAUGAGAGGGGUCGUCUUCGGGACUGGUGGAGCAACGAGACAGUCUCACGCUUCAAGGAGAAGGCCGAGUGUGUCGCCCGCCAGUAUUCGAAAUACUCGAUCACUGGUCCCGAUGGCAAGCCCGUCUACAUCAACGGCAACCUCACGAACGGUGAAGACCUCGGAGACUCGGGGAUCGUCUUCGCCUACAAUGCAUGGAAAGAAGCGGCCAAGGCUGAGCACCAUUCUCAUGGACGUCUGCCUGGACUCAACUUUACCGAUGACCAGCUAUUCUUCCUGGCAUCUGCCAGGGUGUGGGCACAGCUCAUCAAGCCCGAGUCGGCAUUGGUUCGCCUUAGAACUGACCCUCACAGCCCGAAUUUCUGGCGCAGCAAUGGGCAAGUCAGCGGCUUCCCUCGCUUCGCUGAGGCAUUCCACUGCAAGGCUGGCUCGAAGAUGGCGCCGAAGCACAGGUGCGACGUUUGGGGGUGAUCGGGGUGAGCGAUACGGCGAUCGGGCCCGUAACUACCUCCGGAAGCAUUCGGAGUAUGAUUUGCUUCCGUCGCCUCCGCGGCCGAGACACAUGUGACAGGAUCGACGUCGUACCACUGCGAGCUACUUUUACUUGUAACUUUGAUAUACUACUACUAUCACUCUGCA
Messenger RNA from Filobasidium floriforme, 2920 nucleotides. RefSeq names its product putative Endothelin-converting enzyme 1. Gene Ontology annotation, molecular function: metalloendopeptidase activity. The coding region runs from base 50 to 2752 and encodes 900 amino acids. The record is from RefSeq and is a predicted model, not a curated record. The transcript is spliced from 16 exons. NCBI's taxonomy places the organism in Eukaryota, Fungi, Basidiomycota, Tremellomycetes, Filobasidiales, Filobasidiaceae. Gene Ontology annotation, biological process: protein processing. Gene Ontology annotation, cellular component: plasma membrane.